Molecule: messenger RNA, 2137 nt
Organism: Pangasianodon hypophthalmus (striped catfish)
Lineage: Eukaryota; Metazoa; Chordata; Actinopteri; Siluriformes; Pangasiidae
Product: fucolectin-like
Exons: 7
Coding region: 64-735 (223 amino acids)
Source: RefSeq, a predicted model, not a curated record
CUUUCCUUCCUUGAGUGCGCUAGUAAAUUGUACAAAUUUGUUAUCUUUCUAUUUGAACAGAAAAUGGAGACAUCCCAGAGGCCCAUGCUUGUGUUUUUAGGGAUAUGCAUUUUCUCAUUGCAAUGGAUACUGACCCAUCAGCAAGUCAAUGUGGCCUUAGGAGGAAAAGCAACACAAUCUUCUUUAUACGGCAACUAUUACUAUGCUUACUUUGCUACCGAUGGCAACAGAGCAUCUCAGUUGCUUUCCUACUCAUGUACACACACAAAUAUUGAGAAUAAUCCAUGGUGGAGAGUGGAUUUGUUGGCAGUGUAUGAUAUUAGCACUGUAGUCAUCACUAACAGAGGAGACUGCUGUCCAGAACGGAUAAAUGGUGCUGAGAUUCACAUUGGCAACUCCUUAGUCAACAAUGGCAACAAUAACCCCAGAUGUGCCGUUAUCUCUAGCAUCCCUGCUGGUGCCUCUGCAAAGUACAUCUGCAAUAUGAGAGGUCGUUAUGUGAACAUCAUCAUUCCCAAUGUUAACCAGGUUCUCACUCUCUGUGAAGUGGAAGUGUAUGGGCGUCCAGUGCUUACUAAGACGGCAUUUCUGAGAUUAAAGUUUAACAGCAGCGAGGAUCUCAUCAACCCUAUCAUGAGGGACAAAGUUCUUCAAAAGAUGAAAUCUGCCAACAUCCAGUCAUCAGUAUUUCAGCUCCGUUGGACAAAGGAACCAGAACUGGAAACUGAAACUUAAAAAAGGGUGGCAGAAAUACGUCUUAAAUAUGUAGAAGACAUGGUUGAAGAACAACAACGACAAAAAAGAACAUCAAAUGUGUGAGGUUUGGGUGUAGAAUAUGGAACUACUAGCUUGCUGAUGAUAUAUUCUUAUUGGUUAGAAGUACAGCUUUUUUUUUCUGGAAAUGUAUCUAAGAAAAAUUAUUGUUAUUCCUAUGUAUUAUGUGAUAGAUUGAUGUAUUUAAAAUGCCCUCUUGAUUGUUGGGUUUAGUUAAGCCUAGGUUAUGGUUAUGGUGGGUCUAUGUUAGUUACAUUUCUCUCAGAAAUACUAUUGAGUAGAUAUAUUCAGUAGCCUUUCUGGAAAAGUGAGAAUAUCUGUGUAAACAUAAUGGAAAACAAAACAUUCAAAUUAGCCUGUUUGUAAGAAUUGCUAAUUCAUGUGUAUAUAAAGGGGUACAGAUGAAUUAGCAGUUCUUACAACCAGCUGCUGUUUAUAUUGCAGUAGUACAAAGAUGUUUUGAAGGGUAACAGGGUAAAACAAAAAACUGUAAAAUGAUAAGUAGUGCUAGGGAUCAUGAACGUUUCUUUCUUUCUUUUUUUUUUUUAAUAUUUUUUAAUCAUCAGUUUCUAAUGUUGUCAAGACACCUAAGGCAAUACUCCUUGUCACCUCCCAGCCAAUCAGAAAUGUUGAGAACCAACCAAUCAUCACAAUCUUGAUGAAUUUGGGUAUGUUUGAAAGCAUUUUUAAAACACAAAAAGUGCUGAGAUGUAGAAAUGAGGUUUUACUCACUGGCAUUUUACUCACUGGGAUAGAUGUCCGCUAUCUUUGUGUCUGCUAACUUUGUUCCUUCCCUUAAUUACUUACCUUCUUGAGAAUUUCCAAAAUGUUUAGACUGAUGAUUCUCAGUAAAGCACAUUACCAAUUAUUAAUGGGCUUGCUUGCUUAUUUAUUUAUUUAUUUAUUUAUUUAUUUAUUUGUUAGUUAGUUAGUUAGUUAGUUAGUUAUUUUAGUUAGUUAUGGGAUUUUUUAUUUUAUUUAGUAUGUGUACAUUUUACAUGAAACUUUUACUUUUAAACUUAUUUAGCUCAUCCUUGUUCACAGCAUUUCAUUCCCUUAACAAAUAUUUCACAUUGGUACUAUCAGAAUCUUACUUAACAUGUAACAUAUUCAGUAAUCUGUAACUAAGACCCAAUAAAGAAAUUUUUAUUAUGCAGAUUUAGGACAACAUCCAGGAAUAUCAGGACUGAUUUUUGUCUAAAAUCAAAGACUGACAAUAUCCCAUCUGUUUGUUUCAAUAUUGUAUGACUUAUUUAGCCAAAUCUAAACUCACCUCUGGAUUUGUGUAACUGAACAUUCAGCAUAAUGAAUUUUCACUAUCCUGUUUCUUGUUUCUUUACUUAUAAAUAAAAAAAGGUAUGUG